AGGGUAACGUUUUGCUCCCAGGUACUGUCUCGCCAGGGUUAUUUACUGUAACUUGCAGUCACCGGGCAAGGUCCAGGUGGACAGAUUUUUCUACCCUCAACUUGUCAAGACCUCCCAAACUCUCUGACACCCAGAGAACAACGUGUCCAGAGCUCAACCUGGAAGAGCACAGCCAUGGUGCUCUGGGGUCUGGUGCUGGGAGCUCUGAUGGUGGCCACUGUGGGGUAUCUGUGCCUGCAGGAGCUGCUCCGGCAACAGAGACCCAAGGAGCCCCCUCUGGAUAAGGGCUCCGUGCCCUGGCUGGGCCAUGCUAUGGCUUUCCGGAAGAAUAUGUUUGAAUUUCUGAAGCGCAUGCGGGCUAAACACGGGGAAAUAUUCACGGUGCAGCUAGGGGGCCAGUACUUCACCUUUGUCAUGGACCCUCUCUCCUUUGGCCCCAUCCUCAAGGAUACGCAGAGAAAACUAGACUUUGUGGAGUAUGCGGAGAACCUGGUGCUAAAGGUAUUUGGAUACCGCUCCGUACCGGGAGACUACCAGAUGAUACACUCAGCCAGCACCAAGCAUCUCAUGGGGGAUGGCUUGGAGGAGCUCAACAAAGCCAUGCUGGACAGCCUGUCCUUGGUUAUGCUGGGACCCACAGGCCCCAGUCUGGAUGCCAGUAGCUGGCGUGAGGAUGGCCUCUUUCACUUCUGCUACAACAUCUUGUUCAAGGCCGGCUACCUGAGCUUGUUUGGCUACACAAAGGACAAGGAGCAGGACCUGCUACAGGCAGAGGAAUUAUUCGUGCAGUUCCGCAAGUUCGACCGCCUGUUCCCCAGGUUUGUCUACUCCCUGCUGGGGCCCCGGGAGUGGCUGGAAGUGGGGCGGCUCCAGCGUCUCUUCCACAAGACGCUCUCUGUGGAACACAACAUGGAGAAGUACGGCAUAAGCAACUGGAUCACCUAUAUGCUUCAGUAUCUGAGGGAGCAGGGAGUCGCCCCAGCCAUGCAGGACAAGUUCAACUUCAUGAUGCUCUGGGCCUCCCAGGGUAACACAGGGCCUACCUCCUUCUGGGCCCUCUUGUUCCUCCUGAAGCAUCCAGAAGCCAUGCGGGCUGUGAGGGAAGAGGCCACCCAGGUCCUGGGAGAGGCCAGGCUGGAGGCCAAGCAGUCCUUCAACUUUAAGGUCGGUGCCCUCCACCGCAUGCCGGUGCUGGACAGCGUGAUGGAAGAGACACUGCGGCUGGGGGCCGCGCCGACCCUCCUCAGGGUGGUGAACGAUGACCACAGCCUGAAGAUGGCCAGUGGGCAGGAGUACCUGCUCCGCAGUGGAGACAUCCUGGCCCUCUUCCCUUAUCUCUCAGUGCACAUGGACCCCGACAUCCACUCCGAGCCCACCACCUUCAAGUACGAUCGCUUCCUCACCCCCAGCGGCAGCCGAAAAGUGGACUUCUACAAGGCAGGCAAGAAGAUCCACCACUACACCAUGCCAUGGGGCUCGGGUGUCUCCAUCUGCCCUGGGAGGUUCUUGGCCCUCAGCGAGAUGAAGCUCUUUGUCCUGCUCAUGGUCACACACUUUGACCUGGAGCUGGUGGACCCUGACACACCUGUGCCACCCGUGGACCCCCAGCGCUGGGGCUUUGGCACCACACAGCCCAGCCACGACGUGCGAUUCCGCUACCGCCUGCGCCUGUGGAGCGAGCUCUGCCCAGGUGGCCGCAAGCCUGGCUAGGGGGCUCCCUUGGGGUCUCCACCUCCUCUCACCCCUCUGAAGCCCCAGACCACCCCUUCCUCUGGCCUGCUUGCCCUCUCUGCUCUUCGGCCCUCCUUUUAGUCACCUCACAGGCUUAUUCUUCUCUCUUUCAAACACUGUCUCUCACAGUGGAUUCUGCAGAAACUGCGUCUCACAGGAAGUCCAGGGAAGGGGCAGUAUCUGUGGGCAACUCAGUUUGGGGGCUAAUACAUGCCUUGACAAGUCCUGCAGUAUAGACACUGGUUACGGUGGGCAAUGCAGCAUCUUGCAAACGUUUAGUCUCCACCCUCCCACUCUGCUUUGUUUUUUUUCCCUCAACACUUAUUCCACAUCCUGUGGAAUUCAGGGUUUAGGACAGUGUCAUCCAAUAGCAGUACGAGGCAAGCCACACGCAUAAUUCUUAAUUUCCUAGUUGACACAUUUUUUAAAAAGUAAAAAGAAAGAGGUGAAAUUCAUUUUUAUACUAUAUUUUACUUGACCUGAUAUAUCUAAAAUAUUAGCAUUUCAACAGGGAGUCAAUAUAAAGGUAUUAAUGAAAUAUUUUUACAUUUCUUUUUCCCUUCAAAAUCUGGUAUGUACUUUUUAACGCUUGAUACUGAGCAUAUCUCAGUUCAGACUAGCCCCAUCCUAAGUGCUCAAUAGCCACGUGGGGCUAGUGGCUUCUGUAUUGGAUAGAGCAGCUCUAGAGAAGGGCUGCCUUUCAUGUAGGAGUUGUUCAAGGUCCCUCCUCUGUGCCCUCCUCUCCCCUCUGCACGCCUACCUUGGGGUGAUCUCAACCCCUCACUUGGUUUCCACAACCAUUCCUGAGCUCAGAGCUCUCUGCUAACUCCAGACCCCCAAUCUCCCCCCAGGGGUCUCACAGCACCUCUGACUCAGUUCGGCCCAUGCAGAACUCAGCAUCUGUCCCCCAAACCUCUGCCCUGAACCACCUGCUUCUCCUGAUUUCCCUGCCUCUCUUUACUUGGGACACCACCAUCCACCCCCUCCCCCAAGGCAGAUACAGAGGAGACACACUGGCUCCUCCCUUUCUCUCCCCCAUAGGGAGAGAGUUCUGUCAGCCCGACCCCCUGUGGUGCCACUGAACCUUGUCCCCCCCCUUCCCCCCCCACCCCCCACUGCCUUUCUCAUAGCUCAGAACUCGACAUUUCUCUCCACGUGGGGCCUGUGGGCCCUCUGUUUACCCUGCUGCCAGAGACUUUUUUUUUCCAAAAGCACCUCUGGGUGUCCCCCUUUUACUUUUCUGGCUCCCCAUCACCUCCACACACCUGACAUUUAAGUUUUGCCACAGUUGGUCCCCAAAUUUUCAAUCCAGUGCAAUUCAACUUUGGCAACUUUCUCCGGUGGCACUGUCUGUAAAGUACAGGGCUCGCUUUCACUGUUAACCCUGGUGCGAGCUACUCCCGGAAGCCUUUUUUUUUUUUUUUUUUUUUUUUUUUUUAAUUUGGGUGAUUUUCUUUUUAUUUUUUAAAAGUUGUAUGAAAUUGUUCCAGAUACAUUUUCUGGGAAUGAGUUUUCCCGGAAGCCUUCUUGAACCUCGCCCAUCCCAUCCUCUGGCCAGAAAUGGCCUCCAUCUCCUGGAUCUGAUCUCCCCUACCACCGAGUGUAUCACAGCACAUCUGUUAUGUCAUUGCUUUCUGUGUCCUGGUUUCUGCCUCCUGCCCUGCCGCCUGCUCCAGACUGGAGCCCAUAGGGCUUGGUAUCUUAUCCCUUCAUCUCUGACCCCAAUUCCCUAAAUGUAGAUUAAAUUACAGAAACAUGACUUCCAGACUCGGCUAAUUUACUUCAUGUCCUCAAAUAAUUUCCUUCCCCUCCCACCUUCACUCAGCUUUCCGGCCUGUGAAAUGGAGACAAUCCCUGUUGCCAGGCGUGCUUACCGGGGCUGGGAGAGAGUGAGAGGGUGCUACUGCCAGAGCUGCAGCAGGCUGACGGCAGGGCCCUGGCUGGGGCUGGGAUAGGAAGGGUAGUGACCGUGGAAGCUGAUAGAGCGUCCUGGAGAAGGGAGGCCCAGGCAGCACGGAUCCCUGUGGGAAGCAUGCAGUCUUAGCUGGAGGUAACUCCUGGAGGAGACAGUAUGUCUCUCACAAAAAGCAAAGCCCUUACCUUGGAAUGCACUCUUUUUCCCAGGCC
Molecule: messenger RNA, 3858 nt
Organism: Balaenoptera musculus (blue whale)
Lineage: Eukaryota; Metazoa; Chordata; Mammalia; Artiodactyla; Balaenopteridae
Product: 5-beta-cholestane-3-alpha,7-alpha-diol 12-alpha-hydroxylase
Exons: 1
Coding region: 175-1710 (511 amino acids)
Molecular function (GO): heme binding; iron ion binding; sterol 12-alpha-hydroxylase activity
Source: RefSeq, a predicted model, not a curated record